Juglans regia (Persian walnut) is the source of this 866-nucleotide messenger RNA. Its product is annotated as CLAVATA3/ESR (CLE)-related protein 41-like. The coding region runs from base 124 to 510 and encodes 128 amino acids. NCBI's taxonomy places the organism in Eukaryota, Viridiplantae, Streptophyta, Magnoliopsida, Fagales, Juglandaceae. Gene Ontology annotation, molecular function: receptor serine/threonine kinase binding. Gene Ontology annotation, biological process: xylem development. The transcript has a single exon. The record is from RefSeq and is a predicted model, not a curated record. Gene Ontology annotation, cellular component: apoplast.
UAUCGAAUUUCAAACCCUCCUUUCCAAUAUUCACUUUUGCUGAAGCUUCUUCUCCUCUCUCUCCUCGCUUUCCUUCUCUUUGACAGUUUGUCUCCCUUCUUAUCUUAGCCUUGGUGCUGGUUCAUGGAUUUUGAACCCUUGUGGGCUCUUGGGGGGUGGUUAAUUUUUCCUAAUUGCAUGGCAGUGCCUAAAACAUCAUCACCAUCGAUCUCUGAAAUCCACGCAAAAUCUCACCCUUUUGUUCUCUUUAUUGCAAUUCUCUUCAUUUUCCUUCUGCUCGUUAAUCUUAUAUCCAACCCAACGAAUCCAUCCAUGGCCUCCUCGGCCCCUGUCAAAAGGCUUCUCUUGGAACCCCAGCAAGCAUCUGCUGCAUCUACUGCAAACUUGUACCCGAAGCAAGCCAGCAACAGGCAUACUUCUUCUUCCUCCUCAAGUUCCAGUACUACCAAGAGGGAGUUUGGAGCUGAAGCUCACGAAGUUCCAAGUGGUCCAAACCCCAUAUCAAACUAGAAAGUCUGAAGCAUCGACAUGAACCACAUAUGGGAAAAAGAUGGGAUAGAUCAGUAUGUAAGGGCAAAUUAAUAUUAAUUACUCUCAUCUCUAUGGUUGCUGUUGGAGUCCACAUUUAUUAAUACUACUUCUCCUCAUGAGAGGUUCGUUUUCUUUGUUGUCAUCUUCAUAAUAGUUAUAAAUUAGCAUUAGCCUUUUCUCUUCUUCUUCUUCUUCUUCUUCUUCUUUUUUUUUUUGUUUAUCUUCUUCCUUUGUUUUGGCUAUAAAUCAUGUAUAGCAAGAGAUACUCUAUAUAUUUUACUAUGUACUGUAUGUUUCCAUCUAUUUUGUUUCAUAUAAGGACGAGGAUUGUGUGA